AUGGCUUCUUCUUCCGCGACGACGAGCGCGAUGUUUUCUCGCACUUCUUCUGUUUUUACGAAGAAAUCUUCGACGACGACGACGGUUCGAUCAUCGGCCAUUUCCCGCAAAACAACGAAGGCAUCUGCUUCUUCUUCUUCUUCUUCGAAGAAGAAGAAGGAGCAAAAGCAACAACAACAACAACAACAACAGUUCUUGGGAAUCGCCUCCACUUCUUUGUUGUUAGCCGCGACUCCUUUACCAGCGAGUGCGUCCGAGUUGACGGAAAAGCUCGCCGGGUUCUUAGACGCCGUGGAUGCAGCCUCGGAAACCGUCGCCAGUGGCGUCUCGCAAACCGUGGAAGUGGCGAAGCAAGUGAAAGAGGCGUACGACGAAGCAGUCCCGGUGGUGACGCCGUACGCGGAGCGCGCGUUUGAAGCGGCGAAACCGUUAGGGGAAGCGGCUGGUGGGUUAGCGAACAAAUACGUGGCUCCGGUCGCGGCGGAUGUGAUUAGCAAAGCCUCCACGGGCGCGAGCGGGGUGGUGACGCAAGCGUCGGGCGCGUUGAAGCAGCAAGGCGUGGACGUCGCGCCGGUUGUUUCCGUGGUCGAGACGACCGGUAAGAGCGCGGUGGAUGCGGCGUUGCCGAUUGGGAAGCAAGCGUUGGAGUACGUGUCCACGGCUUCGGCCGGCGAGCUCGGUUUGUUGGCGAUCGGCGCGUACGUCGCGUACUUGAUCUUGCCGGGCGUCUUGGGCGUCUUCGCCGGCGCGGCGAGAGGCUACGCCGGCGACGUUGGCGCGUUGGAAGCGUACGAAAUGGUCCUGUCUGGUAACACCAAUAUCAUCGACUUGCGAUCGGAAAAUGACAAAGCGAAAUCCGGGCCAAACCCGCCGAAAGGGAGAGUUUUAGAGGUGGACGCCAAAGGCGAAUCGGUCGAAGUCACCGCGUUGAAAGUAAGCGCCAUGAACGGCGUCGGUAAGGGAAAGAAGUACAUCAUCGUCGGCGGCAACAGCAAAGGGUUCGCCAAAGCGUUGAAAAACAAAGGGUUCAACAAAGUCUUCGUCUUAAAAGGUGGCUACGGGGCGUGGAGAAACGCCGGUUUGCCGUAA
Molecule: messenger RNA, 1089 nt
Organism: Bathycoccus prasinos
Lineage: Eukaryota; Viridiplantae; Chlorophyta; Mamiellophyceae; Mamiellales; Bathycoccaceae
Exons: 1
Coding region: 1-1089 (362 amino acids)
Biological process (GO): regulation of stomatal closure; de-etiolation; cellular response to calcium ion
Source: RefSeq, a predicted model, not a curated record